Molecule: messenger RNA, 896 nt
Organism: Vicia villosa (hairy vetch)
Lineage: Eukaryota; Viridiplantae; Streptophyta; Magnoliopsida; Fabales; Fabaceae
Exons: 2
Coding region: 146-625 (159 amino acids)
Source: RefSeq, a predicted model, not a curated record
GGUAUACCUAUACCAGAAGCUGAGUGAAGCCUCCAACUGGAGGACCAGACAGUUGACAGGAUCUUGCACACUCCUCACGGGCUGGAUCAUCUCAUACUUCCACCGCAUCCACGGUUUCGACAUUGAACCUGUGUACGAUGACGCCAUGCCCAGGACCGCACGAUACGUCCUCCAAAGGGGGAAUAACACAGUGGUCCCGUAUCACGUGUACCUCGAACGCACUGUGCACAAGGACAUCCGUUGGAUGCCCUUCACUGAUUACCGCGAUGUUGUCCCAUUCGACCGCAUCGCAUUAUAUUCUGGAUGGUUGGUAUGUGGGACCAACACCAUGGUCAGGUAUCUGCCGGAGCGGUGCAUAAGGCAGUUUGGACGUGUGCAGAUGAUACCGAGGUCUUCGUUUGAGGCUGCUCCCGACACCGUUACUCGAGUGGGCCUCCCUACUAUAUUUGAGGAUUGGGCGCAUCAUUUGGUGCCUGAGGAGUAUCAGCAUAUGGUGGCCACCCAGGGGUGGCACUUAGUAGAUGAGUACGUGACAUGGUUUUAUCGGAUGUCACAUCCUUUAAUGACACCUGACACUCCCGGAGAUCCACCUAGGCCAGCACAUGAGGAGAUCUUGGAGAACUAGCAGACCGAGGAUGACCAUACCACUGAUCUGCUUCCGGUAUGCCAACAGAUAGAAAUGCUUGGGCAGGAUGCAUUUGAUAGAGGUAUCAUUGAGCAGGGCGGACUAGAGGCAGUUGCCACUAUGGAGAGGAUGGUCAGUGACGCGGCCGGUGCGGCAGCGUAUAGGAGGCACAGGAGGUCGCAGGAUGUUCGCAUUAGGCAUAGCAGUUGCCUAUUUAUUUUUUAUUCAUGACUUUUUUUAUUCGUGUUGUAUUAUUUUGACACUGAGCACU